AUGCUAUCUGAUAACAGCGAGCCUGGUUUCGAUUAUUUCUUGAAUACACCCUGUCAAGUUUGGGAUGCCGUUCGGUACCAUGAAGCGUGGGAAGAUAACCAUUUUGGUUUAGACAAGGCGACUCUAACGAGAAGUUUUCAAAAACAAUUACAAAUUAUUAAACCACAAGGCACAGAAGAGCAAAAAGAGAAUGCAACACGACUCGAAAACCAAUUUAAUGCUGAAUCUAAGAAAACAGGAUUAAUCGAUAAUUUUUGGAUGAAGCGUCACAUUCUUAUGAAGCAUGAAAGUAUGAAGGUUAACAGCAUAUUUUUAUCUUGUGACGGAGUGCAGAUCGGUUGUACUGGUAAUAAUAUUCAGGGACAGAAACGAUCUUACGAAAAUCGCGAACGAUCAACUGAAGGGAGAAAAAAACAAAAGCCUAUCAAAACUACUAUUGGAGAUGGCGAGAUACAAACUCCAGAACGACAGAUACAUGCAUCGGAACAAGCCCUAAAUUCAUUCCAAGCCUUGGCCUAUAUGAAUCACGUAGAAGAUGAACCAUCGGGUUCAGCUGAGGAAGAACAAAAUGAUGGAUCAACUAAAGCAUCUCCAGUAAUGUUUCCUUCGGCUAAUAGAGAAUCCGAAAGUUCCAAAGAGAGACGUUUAUUGGAUGGUCAUAACCAUGGCAGAAAACCAGACUUCCGGAUCCUAUCAAAGAUUGAUGACAUUGAGAGAGAGUUCAUGUUCGGUGAGAUAAAGCCACCGCAUUGCCCUAAUAACGUAAAUAGAAGUAUCAUUAAAUUAGCAGAAUUCAUGAAAGGGUCUUCAUAUUUUAUUAUUAAUAUUUACGGCUAUGUGGCUGGCCUGGAAACGUAUGGUAUAUUAAUUUGUGGUAAGUUAUCUCUAUUAAAACUUUGCUGA
This is a messenger RNA of Dentiscutata erythropus, 903 nucleotides long. The record is from the annotation of a GenBank genome assembly. Lineage: Eukaryota; Fungi; Glomeromycota; Glomeromycetes; Diversisporales; Gigasporaceae.